GACUCGUUUAUGACAGCGGUAUGAAGAUAUGUAUGGGGGUUUCAGAGGGGUAGAAAGGUUCAUGACGGUACACAACAGCAAGUUGAUGCAUGCAUGUGUUAAAGCUUUUCAAGAGGGAGAGGCAUCGGUGAAUAGACUGCUGUCAUCUUUUCCCAGGGUGCAGUUCAGAUAUGGAUUCGAAGUCUCGCCGCUUUCCGUUCACUGUCUCCAGCUCUUCCUCACUGUCAUCACCCUCCUCCCCGUCCACCUCGUCUUCGGCCCUAAGCGCGAGUCGGCUCUAUGGCAGGGACAGCGUCUUGGGGAGAGAUCGCUUUAGCAGAGAUACAUCCCUUAAACUAGACUCAGACUAUCAGAGCUCUCGUCUGAUUGGCUCACCAAGAGGAUACCGCUCAUCUGAAACCAGUCACCCAAGUUGGAAACUCUCAACACCUCUCUCCUCUUCCUCAUCUGCCUGUGAUCGAUCAUGGACCGAUUCCUCCAAUGGGGACAGAGUUAGACUUACAGACUCCGAAAGAAGACUUGGAAGUUACUGUGGACUUCUUGGCACAACCCAAGACAGCGAAUCUAAGAGAGCGAAACUGUCUUACACGAACAGAGCAACAUAUCAGCCGAGCAGCAGAUCUUCAUCCACUUCUACACCUGCCAGCUCCUACUCUACUUUAGGAAGUAUGUCAGAUUCAUCAUGGAAGUCAACCGUUAGCCCCUUGUCUAGAUCGUCAUCAUCCUCUUCAUCCUCAUCCAGUCCGUCAGAGGGUCUGUGGGCCCGUAGGGAUCUGGAGAAAAGAGGGGGAUUAGGAUCGACCUCUCUGGGAGAGUCUAGUUACCGGCCCAGUGGGCUGACAUCAACACUGUACCGUUCGGACCGUGUUACUUCCACCUAUGCACAAGGUGCUAGACCCAAAGAGAGUCAGUACUCAUCCCACAGGGACAACAGUUCUAAUCGCCAUAUUUCUGCCAAGUACCUCCCCUCCCCUCUGGAACGCAGCUCCCACGAUUAUGCCUCCGACUAUCAGCCUAGUCUUUACUCCCGUAAUACACAACGCACCAGCUCUGGCUCCACCAGAACCUCCGUCUCUGAGCCCUCGCACGUCUCAUCGUCAUGGAGCUCCACCCCUUACACGCCCCUAACCGCACGUAGCUCCAGUCCACCUCCCUCUAGCCCCGCGCCUACUCCACCCUCUGUUCAGAAUGGAGGCGAAUCUGACGGCAGGCGAACAACCAGGCGUCUGCUCUCCCGACUUUUCUCUCGCCGAUCUAGUCAGGAAUCCAGCUCCACCUCCAGUUCCGCCUCUGAUUCAAGGUCAUAUGACUCUAGCCCAGAUGAAGCCCCACCUUGUGAAGCCCCUCUUUCAGUCAGUAGAGAGAAUUUGGAAGCAGAGCUAAGGAGCUCUGACCCAGUUCAGGCGUUUUCAUUUCUGCGCAGACGUGGGCCAUCCCUCGCUCCCCUUCAGGAGAGUACCGCCGUGGAACCUGAACCGGAGUCUCUCAGGGCUCCAGCGGGAUUGACCUGGCUGAACUGGAACCGCUGCACCCCGCUGUUCUCUCGUCGCAGACGUGAAGGCCGUGACGAAAGUGCCCGCAGCUCUCCCCAGCUCCCUCUUAGUGCCAGAGACGGGAGUAAAACACCUGACCGAGGCACGCGUCACGAAGACGAUGAUGAUGACGAAGAAGAAUCGUCAUCAUCGGAGGGUGCUGCAGCAGCCCCCUCUGCUGGAGCUUAUGGUCUCUCUGCUUCACUGCUGCAGGACCACGCCCGUCUGUCUGGGCGGAGCCAUGGCUUUGGCAGAGUGAUGUCCAGCCCCCUCUUCCGUACACCUGAGAAUGUACUAAUUGGUGUGGGUUCAGGAGCAGAGGGGAGGAGUCAAACUGAUGAGCAGGUUAAAGAGAAGCCGGCCCCUUCUAGAGACCCUGAGAGACUGCGGAAGAUCCAGGAGAGCCUGCUAUUGGAGGAUUCUGAUGAGGAGGAAGGUGAUCUUUGCAGAAUCUGUCAGAUGGGGGAACAAUCCAGUUCCAACCCUCUUAUCGAACCCUGCAAGUGCACCGGCAGCCUGCAGUUUGUGCACCAGGACUGCAUUAAGAAAUGGCUACGCUCCAAAAUCAGCUCUGGCUCUAACCUGGAGGCCAUCACCACCUGUGAACUCUGUAAGGAAAAACUGCACCUGAACAUUGAAAACUUUGAUAUCAAUGAGCUGUACAGAUCUCAUGAGAGGUCAGAGUAUGAGUUCAUCAGUUGUGGUCUCUAUCUGGUCGUGCUCCUGCACCUGUGUGAACAGAGGUUCUCGGAUGUCCUGGGUGCGGUCAAUGAUGCUGGGUUUUUCAACUUGGCGAGAACUCUGCACGAACACAUGGACAAUCUUGAAAGUUCAUUUGCUGAAUCUGAUGAAGAUGAGGCAGAGGACAGCAGACCAUCCAUCGACUUCUGUGACCUGGAUGAUGAUGAGGAAGAGGAAGAGGAGGAGGUUUAAUAGAGGGUGUGGCUUAGCAGUUUGUCUCCCAGUCUCCACCUACUGCCUAUUCUUAAAAUGUGUCCUCCUGUUUGAAGUGGGUUUUUGCCAACCUAUCACAAGUCUUCAUAAUAUGCAAAUUAAACUUGUUGAUGGGAACUGUUUGGAUCCCAUUUUUCCUUUGAUUUAUUAUUUUGCAUCGGAGGUUGGUGAGCGCUCUAAAGCUUUAUUUAGUUAAAAAAGAAGUCUGGCUUACUGACAACCACCACGAGUGCUUUACAUAAAAACUAUGCUGAUUUUGGGACCGACAGGACAGCGAGGGUCAUGGGAGAUUUUUAUUCUUACACUGGUGCUUGGUGGAAAGCUCAUCUGCUCAUUUAUUGGGCUGCUUAAAUAUGAAAUGUUUGGUUUUUGAAUGUUUUAGAAAAAAAAUUAAAAUAAUUAAACCCUUAAUUUCUUUGUUUUUGUUUGUAUGUUAUGUUUGAGUUAGGAGUUAUUUGGCAAAUGGGUGAAUGGAUAAUGUUUUCUUUCAAGACUCCCUUUACAGAGGACCUUUUCCAAAGUCUCUUUGUAUGUUGUACAUUUGCUUUAUGAUAAUAUUGUAAUUCGCUUCAGUUGGUUACAAUAAAAUUGAGGUAUUAUUCAGAUACCUCGUAAAAAC
This is a messenger RNA of Paramisgurnus dabryanus, 3105 nucleotides long. It is a transcript of the gene marchf7, whose product is annotated as membrane-associated ring finger (C3HC4) 7. The record is from RefSeq and is a predicted model, not a curated record. Lineage: Eukaryota; Metazoa; Chordata; Actinopteri; Cypriniformes; Cobitidae. Gene Ontology annotation, molecular function: zinc ion binding.